UGCUAUCCCUUUUUCGCACUAUCUUCUCCACACCACCAACGGCGCUUCUCCCCGUCCCGCCCCGCCCCGGCCGUUUCCCCUUCUCCGGAGACAACCAUGAGGACGCGGAGCGGGUCUCUCUACUCCCCUUGCGGCGGCCGUGAGCCGGCGCCACCGGCGGUCGGGCAGAAGAGGAAGAGGUCGCCGGCGCAGUCCGCCGCCGCCGCCGACGGCGAGAGCCAUGGGCGGCGGAAGCGGCAGGCUCCGGGGCUUGACUACCUCGACGAGCUCCCCGACGACCUCGUCCUCUCCAUCCUCUCCAAGCUCGCCGCCUCCGCCUCCUCGCCCUCCGACCUCCUCUCCGUCCACCUAACGUGCAAGCGGCUGAACGGGCUGGGCCACCAGGACAUGGUGUUCGCCAACGCUUCGCCGGCGUCGCUCGCCGUGAAGGCGGCCGCGUGGUCGGAGCCCGCGCAGCGGUUCCUCAAGCGCUGCGCCGACGCCGGCAACCUCGAGGCCUGCUACAUUCUCGGCAUGAUCCGGUUCUACUGCCUGGGCAGCCGCAGCGGCGGCGCGGCGAUGCUGGCGAAGGCGGCGGUGGGCGGGCACCCGGCGGCGCUCUACUCGCUGGCGGUCAUCCAGUUCAACGGCAGCGGCGGCGCCAAGUCGGACCGCGACCUCCGCGCCGGGGCGGCCCUGUGCGCGCGCUCCGCGGCGCUGGGACACGUCGACGCGCUCCGCGAGCUCGGGCACUGCCUCCAGGAUGGCUACGGGGUGCGCCGCGACGCGGCCGAGGGCCGCCGCCUCCUCGUCGCUGCCAACGCGCGCGAGCUCUCCCUCGCCCUCGCCAGCGCCAACCACCGCGCCUUCGCCUCGCUCCCCCUCGUCCCCGGCGCCAACGCGGGCGCCGGCGCAGGGGCCGGGUGCCCGCUCCUGUCCGACUUCGGGUGGAGCCUCCCGGAGGCGGAGCCGCACACGGCGAACCUCUUCAUGUCCGACUGGUGGGCGUCCCGCGGCGUGCAGGCGACCGCGAAGAAGAGCUCCGGCACCGACGAGGCCGCGGGCGCCGAGGGCGAGCUCCGGCUGUGCUCCCACCUGCGGUGCGGGCGAAAGGAGACGAGGCGGCACGAGUUCCGGCGCUGCUCCGUGUGCGGCGCCGCCAACUACUGCUCCCGCGCGUGCCAGGCGCUCGACUGGAAGCGCGCGCACAAGGUCCAGUGCGUCCCCAUGGACCGCUGGCUCCCCGCCGCCGCCGCCGACGCCGCCCAAGCCCAAUGACCCGACGACGACCUGAAGCAACAUGCAGCAGCAGCAGAGUCUAGCCCUUGGUCCACGGCGCAACCGCUCGACCGGGCGCAGCUACGGCAGGAGUCCCGGAGAGAAUGAGGAAGCGUUUCAGGCCUUUUUUCCCCCCUUCGUUUUCUUUUCCCUGCCGUUUCGGCGUCGCCUUGUCACUUUGUCAGACGUAUGUAUGUACGUAUGUGACAACUCCUAGGGAAGAAGAGCAGACGAAGAGAUCCGUUUUUUAAGUUUUAACUUCCUCUCUUAAGUUAAGAUUUAAAACCGCGGCUCCUUUUAGAAACCCAAUCUCGACCGAGUUUUGAGUUUGAUACGUUUUUAAUUUCUUGUUU
This is a messenger RNA of Brachypodium distachyon (stiff brome), 1610 nucleotides long. RefSeq names its product F-box protein At1g67340. Lineage: Eukaryota; Viridiplantae; Streptophyta; Magnoliopsida; Poales; Poaceae. Gene Ontology annotation, molecular function: protein binding. The coding region runs from base 97 to 1257 and encodes 386 amino acids. The transcript is spliced from 3 exons. The record is from RefSeq and is a predicted model, not a curated record.